This is a messenger RNA of Malania oleifera, 3090 nucleotides long. Its product is annotated as BTB/POZ domain-containing protein At3g08570. NCBI's taxonomy places the organism in Eukaryota, Viridiplantae, Streptophyta, Magnoliopsida, Santalales, Ximeniaceae. The transcript has 5 exons. Gene Ontology annotation, molecular function: protein binding. Bases 824 to 2665 code for a protein of 613 amino acids. The record is from RefSeq and is a predicted model, not a curated record.
UCCUAGCUUUCCUUAAUGUCUCAAGACAACAAUCUUCGAGGACCAAUAUCGAUAGGUACAGCUUCGGUCUUCUGCAUAUGAGGGAAAGCCAAGGUUGAGCAGAAUGCUGACAUAGAAUGUGGUGGUCUACGGUGUUCAAUACUUUCUAGAGAUAAACUAUUAGUUUUCAAUUCGCAACAGAUAUAUAUCAAAGAUGACUCUAUUGGAUAUUAGAGAAGCCUGAGAACUGAGAGAACGCCGGACUGGAGCUGCCCGAACACAAGCAGAGAGGGAUGCCGACGGCGGCGGUUCGAGAGAGCGCCGAGAACGAAGACUGAACGUCGAACUGAGAAGAGAUCGCCGGAAAAACAGAGCUGAGAUGGAUCGCUGGAAAACUGCGAACAGAAACCAGCCGGGACGACGAACUGGAGCUGAGAGAGACUGCGCCGGAGAUGGAAAAGAACUGCCGGAUAACUGAGUUAUGAUGGAGACGAUGCCAGAGCUGCUGUGGGUACCGAAACUGAGAGCUGCAACUGAGCUGGGAGGAGAGAUAUGACGCCGGCGACUUAACGGUGCACGGAGAUGAGGCCGGAGAAGGUGGAAGACGCCAAGAACUGAGAACAAACAAGAGACUGAGAGACUGCCGGAGAGGUUGAGCGUACGCCGAGCGAAAGGGUCUGGCCGGAGAAGACAACCGGACUGAGACAACGCCGAUAGAUGCUGAAAAAAAAACAGGGAGUCGAGAGACAGAGACUCAGCGUGGUGUGACUGGCGUCGGCAACUUGCAGAUUCGCAGUGCAGAGGGCAGAAGCGAGAACUGAGAAGGUGACUGACACGGAAGGAAAUGAAGGUGGAGAAAAUGUUUUCUGAAAUUCCAUUCUCUUCUUCCUACAGCACUACUCAUUCUCCCACUCCCAAGUUCUCUAACUCCUUCGCUAACAGAAUUUUUUCAGAAGUUGCUGGAGACAUUACAAUUGUUGUUGAUGGAGUGUCUUUCCUCCUACACAAGUUUCCCCUGGUAUCUCGGAGUGGAAAGAUUAGGAAAAUGGUGGCAAAUGUAAAGGACUCAAAUAUGUCAAAAUUGGAGCUCUUUAAUUUACCUGGUGGGCCACAGACAUUUGAACUUGCAGUGAAUUUCUGUUAUGGCAUGAAUUUCGAGAUCAUGACUACAAAUGUAGCCCAUCUACGCUGUGCUGCGGAAUACCUAGAAAUGACUGAAGAUUACCGGGAGGAAAACCUCAUUGAACGAACAGAGACUUAUCUGAUUGAGGUUGUAUUUCAAAGUCUUGAAAAAUCAGUGGAAGUGCUAUCUGCCUGUGAGGCUUUACUCUCUAUAGCAGAGGAAGUGGAACUUCCUAGCAGAUGUGUGGAUGCUAUUGCCAUGAAUGCUUGUAAGGAGCAACUGGUAUCUGGUUUAUCUCGUUUAGAUUGUGAUGGCGGAUCUUCAGAACUGAAGGGUGGCUGCCUUGAGUGGUGGGUUGAAGAUCUCUCGGUACUAAAAAUUGACUUUUAUCAGAGAGUUAUCACUGCUCUGGACAGAAUGGGUAUUCGUCCUGAUAGCAUUACAGCUUCUUUAAUGCACUAUGCUCAGGCCACAUUGAAUGAUGUUGGUAAACGCCAAACUUGGGAUUCUGAAAGAAUAAAACUGAGUCCUGGCAUGGUGCAGAAUGACCAGAGGGCAAAGGUAGAAACUCUUGUGAAACUUAUGCCAGCAGAGAAAAGCUCAUCUAUUCCUCUUAGUUUCCUGUUUGGGAUGUUGAGGAUGGCAAUAACAGUGGAUGCAACCAUUGCCUGCAGGAUGGAGCUUGAACGCAGGAUUGGUUUUCGGUUGGAAAUGGUUUCUCUGGAUGAUCUGCUCAUACCAAACAUCCAUAGUGGAGAUUCCUUAUUUGAUGUCGAUUCUGUCCAUCGGAUACUUGUGAAUUUCCUGCAGCAGAUUGAAGAGGAAGAAAGUGAAGAGUAUGGGUUUGAAUCAGAAGGCGUUGGUUCUCCAAGCCACGGUUCUGUCUUGAAAGUUGGGCGGCUUAUUGAUGCAUAUCUAGCAGAAAUUGCUCCAGAUCCCUAUCUGACUUCACAAAAAUUCAUCGCCAUGAUUGAGAUACUGCCUGAUUAUGCUCGUGUCAUUGAUGAUGGGCUCUACAGAGCUAUUGAUAUAUAUUUGAAGGCCCAUCCAAUGUUAACUGAGCAUGAGUGUAAGAAGCUGUGCAAGUUCAUAGAUUGCCAAAAGCUAUCUCAAGAAGCCUGUCAUCAUGCAGCACAGAAUGAUCGGCUCCCAGUCCAAAUGACUGUACGAGUCCUCUAUUUCGAGCAGAUUCGCCUAACAAAUGCCCUAUCCAGUAGUUCUGGAGAUGGAUUUAUGUCGCAAAAAAUUAGCAGUGGUGUUGCCAGUGCAGCAAUGUCCCCACGAGACAAUUACGCUUCCUUGAGGAGGGAGAACCGAGAACUGAAGCUAGAGAUUUCAAGAAUGCGAGUGAGGCUCAGUGAGUUGGAGAAGGAGCAGGCGUUCAUGAAACAAGGGAUGCUGGAGAAAUCAGGAAAUGGGAAAACUUUCUUGACCUCAAUUUCUAAAGGGAUCGGGAGGAUUGGAAUUUUCAAUGCUCCAACUGGGGGGAAACGACUGAAGCAAGGGAGGAAAUCACGGACAGAAGGGAAAUCUGGUAGGACCAGGAGGCAUUCUGUUUCCUAGUUAAAAGUUCAAUUUUGCAGUUCGGUUUUUGGCGGUGGGACACAGAACAGCGGUAUCAUGCAUUAAUGAAUGCACGGGAGUUUCAGUAGAAACGGGCAGUUUCCGAGCUGAGAUGGUUAUGGUAUAGCAUCGAGCAAAGAGGAAUGUCACCACAAUUGAAGGCUCCAGCUGAGAGAUUACAAGCCAAAUGUUCUACAAGUUGAGAAUAAAUAUAUGGAUGCAAGCAUAAGGCCAUAAUGUAUGAGCAGGUCCCCUCUGCUGCCUGCAUUUACUGGAGUUUAAUCUAGUCAUGAGUUCGCCUGCAAUACAGUCAACAGCCCCCCAAAAAUGUAUGUUCUAUAUUCGUAUGGAAGAGAGGGAGAAGAAUUUGUUACUUUAUUAUUUGUAAUCCACUUUUCUAAAUUAGUAAAUUGUGUUAAAACCUA